Molecule: messenger RNA, 2128 nt
Organism: Sycon ciliatum
Lineage: Eukaryota; Metazoa; Porifera; Calcarea; Leucosolenida; Sycettidae
Exons: 5
Coding region: 396-1127 (243 amino acids)
Biological process (GO): regulation of apoptotic process
Molecular function (GO): death domain binding; protease binding
Source: RefSeq, a predicted model, not a curated record
CCUUCAAAGCUCGGUGACUGUCUGUGCAAGGACCUUACGGCCCUUAGCCUAGGUGUGCGGCCUGUGUGCAAGUACUUGUGUAGUCUCACGCUGCUUUGUUGUUUACACCUAGGCUACAGUAGUACCUGGUUACGUCGUUGUUCUUACUAAAUACUAAUCAAUCUUACGGACGAAUCACGAUCAUCCUGGCCAGCACUGCACUGUUCGGGCGAGAACAGGAAUCCGUUGAGUUGAAUGACGCCCAAUGCAAGCUGCAGCACAUCGUUGUGCAAUUCGGAUGCAUUUUUCUCUCGCUACGUCGUCAGGAUUUUGCCUUGAACGGUGGGAGGUUACAGAGCACACUCUCCUGUCUGCAGUAACUGUCAUUGCUAGUGUGGGUGAUAACUUCCUUUGCCAUGGACAGGGCACACAAAGACAUUCUCCGAACACAAUCACUGGAGAUCCGCCGUAGCUUGACAGUCGACGAUGAUGUCCUGCUGGAAUUGAGAUCCCGGCGCAUCCUCAGCAACACGGACAUCAUCCGGAUACAGCUGAACAUCACCUACCGUAGGAAUGAAAUGGAUACAGAAACUAGAACUCAAACGGAGCAGGCUGACAUUCUCCUCGACAUAUUGCCAUCACGGGGCAGCACGGCAUUCAGCUCAUUUCAUGAUGCACUGCGUGACUCGACACUGACAAGCAACAACGACCUGGCUAGCAUGCUGCGGCAAGAAGAGCGGGAAAAGCGGGUGGGAAGGCACCUAACCUGCUUCCCGUUGGCUGACUCUCUGCCCGGUACAACUAGCAAUCCACAUUCCUCCAAGCCUUCGAGGCGUAUCAUUUUCGAUAUAUAUACAUCAGGCUAUGCGGAAACCACCAUGGUGGAUACAGCUUUGGACUGGGCAUUUGGUGCACAGCAAGCUACAGCAGACGGAGACAGUGUCGGAUAUCUUGGUGCUGGUGCUGAAAAUCUCUCUGAAGGUACAGCAGUUCGUCGCCGCAAUCAAGCAGGACAUGUGACAGAAGAUGUUCACAUUGUGCUCCCUGGCCGUCCGCAACCUGACAUCCUUGGAAAUAGAAUUCGAUUUGCCGUCGCUCUUGUUUGUUUUGCGGCUGUGUUCGAUCUUCUUUAUUACUAUGUACUUUGAAGUAUUGGGAUGGCUUUCACUGGUCCAGUUUGUUUCUUAGAAGGCCGAAGCCACAGGUGUGCCUGUCUCAAGAACAUCCAGACUACUGGUAGACAAGCAUGGACUCCUUGGCUGCUUGACAAUACAACCCAGGGCCAGGGCUCCGUUGGACAAGCAUCCCAUGUCUGUCCAUGACAAGCAGCAGUUUGGUACAUGUUCUUGAUCCCAACCCUACGUAAUAUGCAGAUACCUUCCCAGCUCAAGUUUAUCUAGCCAUCUUUUGCAAAGGCAAUGCGAUCCCGUUCCUUCCUGUUGCCCAGGGCCUCCCACCUUGGAGCACAAUGCACCGACUCGAAGUAAGUUGCUAGAAACCUAAAAAUAGUUUUCUCCAAAUGUGAAUACGCUGUACAUUCCCAGAUUUCUGCACCUCUUCCUAAGAGUAGAAUCGUGCCUGGAUACGGCAGUGGUGUGGAAAGGGGACAUGCCUACUCCGGCGCUGCGUCAAUACCUGCACUGUGGCUGUGUCUAGGGGUCAGCGGGUAAUGCCGGCUAUAUAUUUAGCAUUUAUAUGGGAUUUUAAAUUUCGAGACAUUACAGGGCAUUAUCCCUGCGUGACUGUAUUGCUCCUACAUAACGGCACCAGGAUACGUUUACAAUAAUUAUUAUUUUUAUUACGAUUCCGCGUAUCUUUUGAAUGUCAUGUUCCAUAAUCAUGUUUGAUGUGUCUUACUAACUAUCCCAGAGCAUUCAUGAUGUGAGCAUUAUAUGCUUCUUUUUAGGGCAUUACAAAAGCCGCUUCAAAGCUAUCGUGAAAAGUUGAGCAUUACCCGCUGAGGCGGCGCUGACCCCUACAAGCUGUGUCUCCGGCUACUAGUACUAGUACCUGUGUGGUCAUUGGUUAAAGACUCUGACUGCAUGGCAUUGUCAGGUGACCCUCGGCAUCGUAACACUUUGCCCUUUACUGUGCUUGGCUUCAGCAGUAUUCAAUGUCUGAGAUAUCCGAAAGAUUUCCUCAGCCUUUA